Messenger RNA from Trichosporon asahii var. asahii CBS 2479, 1011 nucleotides. RefSeq lists its product as uncharacterized. The transcript is spliced from 3 exons. Bases 1 to 1011 code for a protein of 336 amino acids. The record is from RefSeq and is a predicted model, not a curated record. NCBI's taxonomy places the organism in Eukaryota, Fungi, Basidiomycota, Tremellomycetes, Trichosporonales, Trichosporonaceae. Gene Ontology annotation, cellular component: mitochondrion. Gene Ontology annotation, molecular function: protein-containing complex binding.
AUGAAAUCUCCCUCCAUCCACCGGAUCCAACCGAUCAUCAUGGCCUCGGUAUCAACAACAGUCCCGCGCCUCCUCGUCGUGGGCGGGAACGGCUUCCUCGGCUCGGCCGUGUGCAAGGCCGCCGUCUCUAGGGGCUGGGACGUCUCCAGCAUGUCCUCCUCCGGAACGCCAUACACGACCCCAGCAGGGCACACGCCAAAAUGGGUGCAGCGCGUGCAGUGGCACAAGGCGUCUGCCUUUGAGCCAUCGACGUUUGCCGACCUGAUCUCGAACAAGACGGCCGUCGUGCACACGCUCGGUAUCCUGCUCGAGGACGCGGGGUACAAGGCUGCUGUCCGACAAGGUAACCCCCUGGGCGUACUCAAGGCUGUAGCGCAGGGUGUCCUUGGCUCCGGGGUCGACAGUAACCCGCUCAAGACGACGGCGGAGAAGAGGAAGGGAUACGAUGCAAUGAACCGGGAUUCGGGUGAGGAACGCAGCUGUAACGUUGAACGUACCAAGCUGACGACAGCCAUCUCGGUGCUCGACACGAUGCUCCAGCACCCGCACCUCGUUGACGGCGCCCCGUCUCCGAGGUCGUUCGUCUACAUCUCCGCCGGCACCGGCUUCGCCCCCAUCGUGCCCGAAGGCUACCUCCGGAGCAAGCGUGAGGCGGAGGGUCUGAUCAUCCAGAAGUGCACGCCGCAGACGAAUGUGCACCCGCUGAUCAUGCGUCCCGGUCUCAUGUACCACUCGCACACCCGCCCGCUUAGCACGCUGCCCGCAUUCGCCGUCUCCCUCAGCGCCGGACUCCACGACAGGCUGCACCUGCCCUUGCCCUUCUCGGAGGAGAGCAUUCUGGGCAAGACGGCGCAGACGCUGCGCACGCACCCGAUCCACGUCGACCACGUCGCGGACGCCAUCUGCAAGUCUAUCGCUGAAGGACGCGAGGGCGUCGUCGAUGUACCCACCAUGAGGGCCUGGGCUGGGUUUGAUGUGCCCGAGGGAGAUCUGGGGGCUCAGACGGCGUAG